Molecule: messenger RNA, 330 nt
Organism: Paramecium octaurelia
Lineage: Eukaryota; Ciliophora; Oligohymenophorea; Peniculida; Parameciidae
Source: the annotation of a GenBank genome assembly
AUGAACUUUAAGUCAAAGAAUAGAAGACAAUCGAUAUGUAGAAUGAAAAUACUUCUUUGUAAGAAAGUGUUACUACAAACUUUAGUAAGAAAUUGUGAAUCUUCAACAACUGAUGCAAAGUCAGAAUGAAUAAAUUAACUUAAGGAUAUGGUUAUUGAGAAAUUACACUUUACUAUCUAAUAGUUAAUAUCCUAUCUCAAAUAAUUGAAUUUAUCCUUGGGUUCAGAUAAUGAUGUGUCAAAAUAAAAAACAGAAAUUAAAAUGUUAGAGAAUGAGUUAGCUCACAAAACUAAUUAUAUUUAACAAUCCUCUAAAGUAUAUCCUUUCAUA